Molecule: messenger RNA, 1237 nt
Organism: Orussus abietinus
Lineage: Eukaryota; Metazoa; Arthropoda; Insecta; Hymenoptera; Orussidae
Exons: 2
Coding region: 104-1237 (377 amino acids)
Source: RefSeq, a predicted model, not a curated record
CUAUAUUUCGCGAGAAUUUUUUCAAAGCUCCUUUUCCCUGGGAAUUUAAUCUGCGACAAGCUUUGCUCCUCGUGGGCACUCCCUUCUAAGAUAUUUAAUAAACAUGUCUUCGCUGAUCGUAUCCCACGAUCUUCACCUACUAAUGCUGGAGUUCUCGGUCGAUAAGCUGUUCGUGCCGAGAACGUCAGAGUUCGACAAAGUGAUGCUGAAGAGGACCACGGUGCUAUUUCGCGUUUUCGAUGAGAAUUGGAUCACUCUACGACCCCAUCGCAGGGACUAUUACCCGUACAAAGGUUCCAAUCGAGAGGAGGAAUUCUUCUACGGCGGCAAGUCCGUUGUGUUUGCACUUCCAGAAACGCGUUUAGAAAAGCCUAUGGACAGGGUGGUGGUCGACGUGUUGGUGAUAAAGGAAGUCUCGAAAUACUUCGAGAUCGACCCCUGUCAGACCGUAGGCACUCUUCAGUUGCACGUGGAGGACCUCUUCAACUAUAUAAACCAGGAAUUGAAAGAGCGCAAGGAUCUCGAGAUGUACUUAAGCUGUAUCCACAAAAGGAAACCUAUCUCGUCAUCUCUGAGAGGCAGCUACAAUUUGUUGAACGAGACGCAGGAAAAGAGUGGAGCUACCAUCGAGCUCUACGUAAGGAUCAGCUAUUUGGGCCAAUCGGUCAUCACGGAAAUUCAAGGGUUGGAUACGCCGACCCCGACAUUUUACGUUCAAGAGGAGACCAACGAACGAUACCCUUAUCAAUGUCGAGAACUUAACGGGGAAGAGGUUCUGGGUGGUUGUUGGGGUAGUAGGUUGCUGGUGCCACCUGUUAAUCCACUCGAUUUCGGGUGUGCCUGUGAUAAGGAAAACUUUGACAAAGGCCAAGGAGAUAUAAAGGAAACCGCUGCCAGUGGGAAAGGGGGAAGGGGAGGAAAAAAUGGAAGGAAUGGGAAAGGGGGAACAAAUGCUAAUGGAAAAAAAGGUCCAGCGGGUAAAGGUGUAAUGGGAAAGGAAAAAGGUGAUAAGGGUGCAAAAGGAAAGAAAGGGUUGAAAGGUGGAGGCGGGGAGGCUGGCAAAGGUUCGCGAAGGGGCGAUGACGUAGAAGGUGGAGGGGCAGGUGGGACAGGUGGAUCGGAUCGAGGAGGUGCUGCAGGUGCAGCGACCUCCGGUGCAGCAGGGAGAACGGAAGAUGCCGUUGCAGCAUCAGGGGGUGGAACUAAAGGUGCGGCUUUCGGAAACGGGAAUCAAUGA